This is a messenger RNA of Panicum virgatum (switchgrass), 1491 nucleotides long. RefSeq names its product protein ALP1-like. Bases 1 to 1491 code for a protein of 496 amino acids. NCBI's taxonomy places the organism in Eukaryota, Viridiplantae, Streptophyta, Magnoliopsida, Poales, Poaceae. The record is from RefSeq and is a predicted model, not a curated record. The transcript is spliced from 3 exons.
AUGGCGUGGCCGCAUGCGCGCGAGUGGCGCGACGCGCGGGCCAGGAGCAGCGUGUCGCGGCAGGCGGUGCAGCGAGCGUGCGGGAAGGCGAGGUCGUGCUGGGGCGUGCGCGCCGAGCGGGCUGCGAAGCGGCUCGGGGGCGGCAGGGUGCCCGGGCCAGAGGGAGGGGAGACUCGCACGGGAGGGGGCAGGUCUGCACAAGUCAUGGAGGACAAAAACUUGCUGCUGAAAUACCUAGAUGUCGCGUACGACUCUGAUGAAGAGAUGGAUAUGGAGCUCGAUGAAAUGGAGGAAGUGAUGUCCGUGAUGUUCGUCAUGGAGGAGCAGCAGCACAUGAUCCCCAGAGCUCCCCAGCUGCCACGCGAUGUUGUUUGUCGUAACUUCAAAGAGGGCCAUGACAGGAUAUGGGCACACUACUUUGCGCCGAACCCAGUGUUUCGUAUGGCAAGGCAUGUGUUCAAUAGGAUAGUAGAUGCAGUCAAGCUUGUGGACAAGGAGUUCGUUCAGCGACAUGACUGCACUGGGCUCAUGGGAUUGAGCAGUUUACAGAAGUGUGUUGCCUCCAUUCGGAUCCUAGCAUAUGGACUCCCAGCUGAUGCUGUGGACGAGUAUAUCCAAAUUGGUGACUCCACUGCUCUAAAGGCAAUGCGGCAUUUCUGUAGAGCUAUUAUCAAAGCCUUUGGUGCAACCUAUCUCCGUGCACCAAAUCAGCAGGAUAUAGCUCGGCUACUUGCUGAAGGGGAGAGUCGGGGAUUUCCUGGCAUGCUAGGAAGUAUUGAUUGUAUGCAUUGGGAGUGGCGUAACUGCCCAACAGCGUGGAAGGGUCAGUUCACUGGAAUAUACAAGAAGCCGUCCAUGAUCCUUGAGGCUGUCGCUGAUCACAAGCUUUGGUUUUGGCAUGCGUACUUUGGCAUGCCCGGUAGCUGCAAUGACAUCAACGUGGUUCACCGCUCGCCGCUCUUCUCCCGAUACAUGGAGGGUCAGACAGCCCCUGUAAACUUCAACGUGAAUGGAAGGGCGUACGACACGGGUUAUUACUUGGCUGAUGGUAUAUACCCCGACUGGAUUGCCUUUGUCAAGAGUGUGCGUCAGCCUAUGGAGAGGAAGACACAUCAUUUCGCAGCUCAGCAAGAAUCAGCCCGAAAGGACAUCGAGAGAGCUUUUGGUGUCCUGCAAGCAAGAUGGGCAUUGGUUCGAGGGCCAGCUUAUGGUUGGGACAAGCGAGCAAUUGGUGAAAUAAUGAAAGCUUGCAUUAUCAUGCAUAACAUGGUAGUCGAAGACGAGGGCGACGGCGCCAUGAACACCAACUUCGACAGCCUUGGGGACCUUGCAGAUCUUCGGACAGGCAUCCUUGCACAGCGAGAUGCUUUUGUGAGAGCGCAUCACAAGCUCCGGAACCGUGAAGUUCAUGGUCAGCUGCAGGUAGACCUGAUAGAGCAUCAAUGGACUCGUCUUGGUGCUAGGUUGAGGUCUAAUGGAGCUACAAUGUGA